Molecule: messenger RNA, 4050 nt
Organism: Vitis riparia (riverbank grape)
Lineage: Eukaryota; Viridiplantae; Streptophyta; Magnoliopsida; Vitales; Vitaceae
Product: protein BREAST CANCER SUSCEPTIBILITY 2 homolog B-like
Exons: 20
Coding region: 67-3405 (1112 amino acids)
Biological process (GO): regulation of DNA-templated transcription; double-strand break repair via homologous recombination
Source: RefSeq, a predicted model, not a curated record
UGUCGAAAGCAAAUGCUAAUGCAGAGAAAGCCCUAAACCGGUCGGAAAACGGGCCGACGACGGAAAAUGUCGACAUGGCAGAUUUUCUCCGACUCCGACAACGAUUUCCGGUGGGAGAUUUCAGAUGCACAGAGCUUAACCAAACCCGUAGAAGAAGCAAGCGGUGCUCCGAUCCAACCAUACGAUUCCACUUCUCGUCUCCCGUCCAUGGUGGAUCUGUUGCUUCAAGGAUGUUCGAAGAUUCUGGAGAAUGACGGUCCCUGUGUUGAGAGCCCUCCAAUGUUCCGGACUGGAUUCGGAAAAUCAGUUACAGUAAAACAGUCUUCAAUAGCAAAAGCGUUAUCUGUUCUUGGUGAUGACGAUUUCGGUGCUGGAGGCCAAGAUCAUGAUAGAGAUAACGGAUGUGGUUUCUCGAAUUCUCUUUUCCAGACUGGCUCAGGGAAAAUGGUCAAUAUUUCUUCUGCUGGUCUGGUCAGAGCCAAGACAUUGUUGGGGUUAGAAGAAAAUAGCAACCACCAUUCUUGUCAAGAACACAUCACAAAGCAGAAUGUGAUGGAUGGCUUAGAUGGUGGACAAAAUUCAUCUUGUUUAGAGAUGCAAGAAGAUUUGAACAGUAUAAAAAGCGAGGAUGCUAAACCAGUUCCAAGACCUUUUAGUACUAGCACUUCUUGGAGAACAGGAUCAAUAAAUGAGGCUGUUCCCCACCUUAAGCAGUCUGAAAUGUAUAAUCCUGCACCAAAUCCACCACCAAUCAAGUUUCAUACUGCAGGUGGAAGGUCGAUAUCAGUUUCUAGUGAUGCAUUGCAAAGAGCAAGGAGCCUCCUUGGUGACCCAGAAUUAGGAACUUCAUUAAAUGAAGGGGAUGAAGAUGAUAUGGUUUCUUCCUUUUUGAAAGGGAGUUUCCGGGAUGCUUCUUCAGACAAAGAAAAUGAUUCUGAUACUUCUCUUUCCCAUCAUGAAAAGGCAAAAAGUAAACAUACAUCAAAAAGUUUCAUAUCUCCCAUCCGUUUGUUUCCUAACCGGGUGCAGUCAUCAGUCAUGCCAGAGAAUACAUAUUCAGGGAGUAACUUGAUCAAGAAAUAUGCAGAUGACAGUAAAAUAACUUGUCCACAGGAGCCUUUAAGCAACAGGCUCUGUGCACCUCAUACAAUAAUAGACAAUUCUGUGGCAAAUGGUAAUUGUUCAAUAAAUAAGCCAUUAGGAAGGUCAUCAGGGGGCCCACUAGUUGAUGUUUCGAAUAGAAUUGGCACAUUGUUAACCAACAAGAAACAAACUAUUACCGAAAAAAGGAGACUUGGUAGAAGAAGUUCUAUCUCUCCAUUCAAGCGGCCACGCAGUUCCAAGUUCUGCCCCCCUUUGAAUAGCAAUGUGUCUUUUGUUCCCAAUGGCUUAUCUACUCUUGCAUCUGAAGAUACCUGUUGCAGAAAAAGAGUUUCCACUCGAUAUCCGUUUCAUGCUCCUAGAAUGUACAUCAAGGAAUACUUUGGAGUUCUUCCUUUCAAUAAGAAUGUGUUGGAGCAUUUGUCAGAUGAGGUAAGAUGGAUGAAUCCAGACAAUGCGGAAAAGUAUAUGUUCCCUGAUGAAUAUGGUUUAGGCUUCAUUGGGGUAGACGAUUUAUACCAGAGACUGGCUCAGUCUGGAGCUUCCAUGCAAUAUGCUUCUAAAGAGUGGAUUGCUAAUCAUUACAAGUGGAUCAUUUGGAAACUUGCUUGUUAUGAGAGAUUCUAUCCAGCUAAACAUAUGGGAAGAUUUUUGACAAUGUCUAACGUGCUUGAGGAAUUAAAAUAUAGAUAUGAGAGAGAAGUAAAUCAUGGCCACCGUUCUGCAAUUAAGAGAAUCCUGGAAGGAGAUGCAUCGCCUUCUACAAUGGUGGUGCUAUGCGUUUCUGCCAUUCAUUCAACCUGUGACAUGAAGAUUGGGACUCACUCUGUGUCAAUAAAUGGUUCUGAAAAUAGUAAUGCUGCAAAAGUGGAGCUAACUGAUGGGUGGUAUUCAAUAGAUGCUUUUUUGGAUGCAUUGCUGUCAAAGCAACUUUUUGCUGGAAAAUUGUUCAUAGGACAGAAACUUCGGAUCUGGGGAGCAGGAUUAUGUGGCUGGGUUGGGCCUGUUUCACCCCUUGAGACAUCAAAGACAGCUGGUUUGUUGGUGCACAUAAAUGGGACGUAUAGAGCUCAUUGGGCUGAUCGACUGGGAUUUUGUAAGGGUGUUGGUCCUCCCUUGGCAUUUCGAUGUAUCAAGAGUAAUGGUGGGCCAGUUCCUCAGACUUUAGUUCGAGUCACACGGAUAUACCCUAUUCUCUACAAGGAAAGGUUAAGUAAUGGGGGCUCUAUCGUCAGAUCUGUAAGGAUGGAGACCAAAAUGAUGCAACUGUACAACCAGAGGUGCUCUACUGUAGUAGAGGGUAUUAUCUCCGAGUUUCAGAGGGGCACUCGAGAUUCCUGUAUUAAUAAUGACAAUGAUAGUGAAGAAGGGGCAAAAAUAUUUGAGAUACUUGAGAGAGCUGCUGAACCAGAAGUCUUAAUGGCAGAGAUGACCUCGGAGCAGCUUGCUUCAUUCACCAGUUAUCAAGCAAAACUAGAGGCAAUCAGGCAGUCAGACCUGCAGAAAUCAAUUGAGAUGGCUCUGGAAGGUGCUGGCCUGAGCACAAGAGAGGUCACUCCAUUUAUGAGGGUGAGGGUGGUUGGGUUAACUUGUAAAAGUUAUGAAGGAAAAAUCCAUCAUAAAGAAGGCUUGAUAACUAUUUGGAACCCAACAGAGAAACAGCAGCAAUUUGAUCUGGUUGAGGGGCAGGCAUAUGCAGUAGCUGGACUGAUGCCACUUAACUCUGAUUCAGAGACCCUUUACUUACAAGCAAGAGGAUCUACUACCAAAUGGAAUCCUUUAUCUCCCUUGGCAAUUGAACAUUUUGAGCCAUUCUUGAAUCCACGAAAAUCAGUUUUAUUGUCAAAUUUGGGUGAAAUUCCUCUGUCCAGUGAAUUUGAUAUCGCUGCAUUGGUUGUAUACGUCGGUGAGGUUUAUACAGCUGCUCACCAAAAGAAGCAGUGGGUAUUUGUAACAGAUGGCUCUGUAUCUGAGUUAGGGUCUGAAGAAGCAUCUAAUUGUUUGCUUGCCAUCAGCUUCUGCUCACCAUCUGUAGAUGAUUCAUUUGUGCCGGUCAACUCUAACCUUGAGGGAUCCACAGUUGGCUUCGUCAAUCUCAUCAAGAGAGCAAAGGAUCAAAUGAAUCAACUCUGGGUAGCAGAAGCGACUGAAAAUUCAGACUAUUUCUUUAGUUUUGACCUGCCACACUGUUAUCACCUCAAGAAUGCUGCUGCCUCUGCUGAAAGAUGGGCAAAAAUAUCUAGCUUGACAAUUGAGAAGCUCAAGGAGAAGGUCUUAUUUAUUAUUGGUGAUUGUAAAGGCUAGGAUGUGGAGUGCGCUUAUCUAAACUGACUUAUGUUUUAUUCACCUGUACUGGAAUGGCUUGGUUGGUUGAGUGCGAGUUAAAAGACUCUAGAGCAUAUUGCCUGGGUGCUGCAGUGCAUCAUGAGUUUUCCUUCAAUUUAAAGCCAUUUUGUGGUUGACGCUUCCGGCCUCUUCUCCAGAACUCCAUUCUAUUGACAUCCUCUUUGCAGGCCUGGGCCUUAAAUACUUUCACCGACCUUCACUGGGCUGCUGUUGAUUUGUCAUGGUGGAAUCCAGGCAUAAUGAACUUGAACAUACAUUAAUGAUUUCAUAAAAGUCAAUUUUCAUUUAGAGAUUCCAGUGGAUACACUGUUUGAUUACCUACUUAGACACAAAAUAGUUUCAAUUUAGUCUUUCGAAUCUGUAACCGCAUUAUAGGAUUGGAUUUGUAAAUAUUUGUAAGCAAUUUGUUUUUGUUCUCUGUGUAACGGGUGGGUUAAGUACUGGAGUGCUGUUUUGGCUUAUGUUUACUCGCUGGAGGGGUGCCUAGGCCUGAGUGAAUAGUGGCAAUCGACUUGAACAAUUUGUACAAGGAACUGAUGAUUGCAUGAUUAUAUCCUAGGGUAUUUAUAUGUAUAAAUUAAGGAAAAAUGAUUAAUAUGUCCA